AUGGCUACUGUAGUGGCACAGUCUCAUUAUAUAUUCGGAUUGCGGACAGGAGUGAGGAAUAAUUUAUUGUAUUUUGAUGAGCAAACCGUCAUAUUUCCGUGUGGAAACAACUGUGUGCGCUAUAACAUCAGUCAGAAAUGCCAGAAGUUCAUUCCAGGUACAGAGAGAAGUCAGGACAUGCAGGCCUUGGCCAUCAGCACAAACAGGCGUUAUCUGGCUGUGUCUGAAUGUGUAGAGAAAGCCACCAUCACUGUGUUUGACCUCCAGCACGAGCAGAGCAGGAAGAGGAAAGUGCUGACUGGAGGAGAGAUUGCGGUGGACAAGUUUGUCUGCAUGGCCUUUUCCCCUGACUCCAAGUAUCUGAUCGGUCAGGCAGGCGGGCCAGACUGGACUCUCUUCCUCUGGAUGUGGGAAAAGAAGAAGGUGAUGGCCACUGUGAAGACAAGCACUGAUGGCCCCAUAAACCAGAUCAGCUUCAACCCUGAGGACAACACACAGAUCUGUGUGAGUGGCAAUGGGGUGUUCAAGAUCUUUCGCUAUGCUGGAGAAAUCCUGAAACAGUCCAGCACAUUUAAAACAGACACGCAUCACUUCCUGUGCCACACCUGGAUGUCCACGGAGCAGGUGAUUGCUGGCACAGACGCAGGUCAGCUGAUGAUGUUUGAGUCAGGCCGACUGCGCUGGGAGAUGAAUGUGACGCCUGCGCAGAAGGUUUACAGUCAGUCAGAAAAGCAAGACUCUAACGGGACCUUCUCCACACUGCCACGGGUGACAGACAUUGUAGCUUAUUCUAAUGGCUUUGCUUGCUCCGCUGGUCCUGGCACUGUGUGCUUGUUUGAGAAAAGAGAGGAGGAAGACCAGUAUAAGAAGACCAUCCAAAAAUUGACUCUUAUGACUGGGUAUCCGGACACAGCCACUAUGAGCGCCUCCUCCACCAUGUUGCCUGUUUUAGAGAUGUAUAAGGAGUUCCAGGAGGAAGCCUACAGCAUAGCUCUUCACCCCACUGGACUCUACAUCCUGGUGGGAUUCUCAGACAAACUCCGUCUCAUGACUCUGCUCAUCGAUGACAUCAGGACUUUCAAGGAGUUCACUGUACGCAGUUGCCGUGAGUGUGCGUUCAGCAACGGGGGCCACUUGUUUGCUGCUGUCAAUGGAAACGUUAUCAACAUCUACUCCACUACCACAUUUGAGGACGUACUGAAUCUGAAGGGACACAAUGAAAAAGUGCGGGCUAUAGCAUUCAGUGCAGAAGACAGUCGUCUUGUGUCAUGUGGCAUGGACGGGGCCGUGUAUGAGUGGAAUACUCUCACCGGUGCGCGAGAGUCUGAGAGCGUCCUCAAGACGUGCAGCUACACAGGAGUGACCAUCUCCCCUGACGCAAAGACAUUCUUCGCUGUCGGGACAGACUGCUCUCUGAAAGAAAUCCAGGAUUGUCAGAUCCUUAAGGAAGUGCGUACAGGUGAUGUGGUUUGCACCACUGUUGCCAUGUCUCGUUCAGGACGAGCGCUCUUCAUUGGAACUUCCACUGGGACUGUGAGAGCCAUCAAAUACCCUCUACCCCUCCAGAAUGACUGGAUAGAGUACCAGGCCCAUGCUGGCCCUGUCACUAAGAUGGUUACCACUUUUGAUGACCAGUUCCUCAUAACGGUCUCAGAAGACAGCUGUCUUUUUAUCUGGAAAAUCAUUGACAAAGAGGGACAAGGGUUGAAAAGAGAGAAGGAAUUAAUAUAUGCAGAAGAGAUCCUCAUCACCAAAUCAGACCUUGAGGAAAAGAAUAAAAUAAUGCUGGACCUGAACGCAAGAGUGACAGAGCUCCAAGAGGAGAACAAGUACCAGCUCAGCCUCAGGGACAUUGAAUACAAAGAGAAGAUCAAUGAACUCACUGAAAAAUGUAUCCAGCAGAUCAAUUCACUUAAUGCUGAGAAAGAGGUCCUGAAAGCAGAGAAGAAGAAAAAGCAAGCUGCCCAUGUUAAAGCUCUCUCAGAAGUCUUAGAGAAACAUGAUAAAGAGCAGCAGGACAUGGAGUCAAGCAAUAACCAGAAGCUCAUGCUGGAAUAUGAGAAAUACCAGGAGCUACAACUGAAGCUUCAUAAAGUUCAGCAGGAAUAUGAGCAGCAGCUGCACAGUGUGGAGGAGAGCAAGACCCGAGCCCUGGAGGAGAUGAUGCAGUCUUAUGAGGCCAAGCUGGAGGAGAAAAUGAUGCUGGUCACCCAGUAUCAGGAUGAAUCCCAGCAGAAGGUUCGGGAAUUUGAUGAAUACAUAAAGCAGGAGGAAGAGGACGCAGAUAUGGAAAUCCAUGAGAUCCGCAUUAAAUAUGAGCAAAAUCUUAAAGAAGAAAAAAAGGCCAACACUAGGCUCAAAGUGGAACUAGAUACCACAACAAAGCAGUUUCAUGUCCUGCAGAGGGAAAUUGAAAACAGGAAUUUGGAGAUCGAGAAGCUGAAGCAGGAAGUGCAGAAGCUGCAGUCGGUGAUCAAAGCACUAGAGAACGACAUCACUGGGCUGAAGACUGCAAUUCAGAAGAGAGAUGGGAUCAUACAGGACAAGGAAAAGAGCAUCUAUGAGCUGAAAAAGAAGAAUGACACACUUAACAAAACAAUUGAAGUGAUGGAGUUCAGGGCUGAAUAUAUGGAAGAGCAGAUUGAGCCAAAAGAGAACGAAAUCCAAGAGCUGAAGGAGCAGAUGCUGGAGAUGGAGGUAGAGUUGAAGGAGUUCCAUAAGACGAACACACAGCUGGAGCUGAAAAUUGCCGAACUGACCUUAAAAUUGAAAACCAAAGACAAAGAAAUGCACAAAGAAAUGAGGAAGGUGCAGGACAUUGGGGUUCUGGUACAGAGAUUUAAAGCUGACCUUCACACAUGUGUGGAAUUCAUUCAGGACCCAAAGAGAUUAAAGGAACACAUUCGAGAGCUCUAUAAAUGCUACGUUCAGCCAUCAGAUGUGGUAGAGAAAGUGGCGGUGGACACAGAUACCCAGAAGGAAAACCACAGACAGAGGGAGCACUACGAGAUGAUUAUCACCACACUGAAGAACCAGCUCACCAGGGACACAAACGUCUUCCAGGUCAACAAUACAAAGCUCAUGAAGGACAACGUCAUUCUUAUGAAAGAGAUCAAUGAUCUGCGUCAGGAGCUGCGCGCUGUCCGUAUGCAGCUGCACAACUAUGACAGUCAAAGCAGCUUUAACAAGAACAACAAGAGCUCUGCUAACACGAGAGGUGCAGCUUCAGCAGGGAGGAACGGCUUGAUGACGCAGCAGAGUUUAGAAGAAGCAGAGAAGAUCAUCCAGUUUCAGCGACUGGAGAUCCAGAGGCUCAAGCAGGAGACUAACGGCCAGAUGCCCUCAUCCAGAACCAAACUACCACCGCUCACCAACUGAAUGCCCCUCUUGUGCUUCAUGCAUGAAUAAAGCAUCAAAUAUAAGUCAUAGAUUCUUUAUGAAUCAAUGAUGAAGAACAUGACCAGAUUUAAAAUGUUUCAGAUAUUAGCUCAUUUAGGGCUUUUUACAAUUACUUAUUGAAAUUCCUGUAUGAAUGAGAUUUGUACAGAAUAUGUUGCUUCCAGAGUGCUGACAAAUUACACAGAACACAGAGCAAGUUCUAAAUGAUCAGCCAUUUAUAUCAAAAGAAUAGAAUGUAAUGCAAUUUAAAAACAAAGAGAAAUUCAUUUGUAAAA
Sinocyclocheilus grahami is the source of this 3674-nucleotide messenger RNA. RefSeq names its product cilia and flagella associated protein 57 (gene cfap57). Bases 1 to 3378 code for a protein of 1125 amino acids. Lineage: Eukaryota; Metazoa; Chordata; Actinopteri; Cypriniformes; Cyprinidae. Gene Ontology annotation, molecular function: protein binding. The record is from RefSeq and is a predicted model, not a curated record. The transcript has 21 exons.